UUUCACCUACAUUUUAUUAUUUCUUGACCACCCUGAACAUUUUGACUAUAAAUCGGCAGGCAUUAUCUCUUCCUUAAUUCCCUUAAAGGCUGCGCGUUCUAGCCACGCGCCGCCAGCCAGUUCAUUAAUCCCUCAUGCCUCCACCAUUCAGACCGUAAACAGGCACACACUAUAAUCAGCACAGACGCGUAUUUGAGCGGAUUGGUUUGUAAAAGUUAAAUUUCCCUUCAAACAAUUUCAUAAUGGAAAACAGCAAGUUGAUAGCUACGGUGGCGAGCAUAUGGAUUCAGUGCACCUGCGGCCCUUCCUAUGCCUUCGGAAUAUACUCGGCCGUCCUAAAAUCAAGUCAAGGAUACGAUCAAUCCACUCUAGAUACCGUCUCCGUGUUCAAAGACAUUGGCACUAGUAUUGGAGUUUUAGCCGGUAUUCUCUACCAAUCUGUCGCCGAUAACAAAAGUGGCUCACGUCCGUCGUCUUGUUUCGGAUUAGGUCUGCGGGUGGUAUACAUGGCCGGAGCAUUUCAGUUCUUUGCCGGUUACUUUUUAAUGUGGUUGUCCGUGACUGGAAUCCUUGAGAAGCCUCCGGUCCCACUCAUGUGUUUCUUCAUGUUCAUGGCGGCACAUGCACAGACUUUCUUCGACACUGCCAACAUCGUCGUCGCCGUUCAGAACUUCCCCGGAUACAGCGGAACCAGCGUUGGCAUUAUGAAGGGAUUUCUAGGUCUAAGCGGAGCGAUAUUAAUUCAAUUCUAUCACACGUUUUUCGAUGGCAACCCCAGCACCUUCUUGCUGAUGCUCGCAGUGUUUCCAGCGUCGCUGUCACUCUUGCUCAUGUCUUUGGUUCACGUAAACCCCUCGAACACGACCAAUGACAAGAACCAUUUAAAUGGCUUCUCGAUUGUGGCACUCGCCGUUGCUGCAUAUCUAAUGAUCGCAAUCAUCUUUGAAAACAUGUUUGCAUUCCCAUCAUGGGCUCACAUCCUAACAACCAUUGGUCUUCUGAUUCUGGUGUCUUCACCUCUUAAAAUCGCACUCACAGCUCAAAGAAACGAACAACCACCACCAUCCUCCACCAUGGAUCCGUUGAUUGUAGCUUCAGAGGCUGACGAGGUAGCACUUGUUGAAAUGAAUGCACUACAAGCAGUUUCCACCAUCAACUUCUGGCUGCUUUUUGUUAUCAUGUUGUUUGGGGUUGGGUCAGGGUUGGCGACGAUCAACAACAUAAGUCAGAUAGGCCAGUCUUUAAAGUACACAACAGUUGAGAUCAACGCCAUGGUUUCUUUAUGGAGCAUAUGGAACUUUAUUGGGAGGUUUGGUGGUGGUUUUGUGUCUGAUUUGUUUUUACACAAAUACGGCUUGGGGAGGCCGUUGUUUAUCUCUCUUACACAAGCAGGAAUGGUAGCAGGUCAUUUGAUCAUUGGCUCAUGUGGGAAUUUGUUGAUUGGUUCAGUGAUCGUGAGUAUUUGCCAUGGAUCACUAUGGUCGUUGAUGCCUACAAUCACUUCUGAAAUCUUUGGGGUGAAGCAUAUGGGGACGAUUAUCAAUACAAUUGGUGUAGCUAAUCCUAUUGGUUCGUAUAUACUUUCUGUGGGAGUGAUUGGUAGCAUUUACGACAAGGAAGCAGAAGCAGGAGGGGGUUCUUGUUAUGGGAUUCAUUGCUUUAUGAUUUCGUAUUUUUUGUUUGCUGGGGGUUGUGUUUUAGGGAUUCUUGUUUCGUUGGUGUUAUUUUUUCGAACAAAGGGUUUUUAUGCGUUGAUUUUUCAAAGACGAUUGAAGGAACUUCAAGUGUAGCUUCCCCAGUCAGUUGGCUCUGGGGUGGUAUGCUUGCAUACGUAGUCAAGGACUCGCGGGCAGAUCGGUGUAGCGUAUUUUUUUUUUUUUUUUUUUUUUUUUGUAUGAUCGAAUAAAUAGUCAACGUCUUAGCUGCUUCGGUUUGGGACUGUGUAGGGUUUUAUGCAUUCGUGUUUCGUGCUGUAUAUUUUUCAUUUUUCAUAUGUAGAAUAGAAUUUUAUUUUAAAUUAUUCUGGUCACGAUAUUGUAUUUUCAAAUUACUUUUAUGAAGGUAUUAUACUUUACAAAGUAGUCCGAUUAUAGUAAUUGAGUUAUCUGCUGAUUAAAUUAUGAUAAAAAUGACAAAUUAACAGAUUUUUAUGUCACUAAAAAAACCCCCAACGGUGGUGGCUUGAAAAUCCUUGUUCCUGGUGGGAUAAAACGCCAGCAAACAUUAGCAAACCAUCAACAUCGAACUUCUCUUCAUGAUCAUGGACAAUUCUGAUGACAACAUACAAGGAUAACGAGUGGAAGUUUGUGAACAAAAAAAAAAUUAGAGAAUCGAGUAACCCUAAUCAGAGAAGCAGGGAGAGGGUGUCAG
Lactuca sativa (garden lettuce) is the source of this 2370-nucleotide messenger RNA. RefSeq names its product protein NUCLEAR FUSION DEFECTIVE 4. NCBI's taxonomy places the organism in Eukaryota, Viridiplantae, Streptophyta, Magnoliopsida, Asterales, Asteraceae. The record is from RefSeq and is a predicted model, not a curated record. Gene Ontology annotation, cellular component: membrane.